CGUUUCAUAAGUGUUUUGCAAUAUAGAAUAGCAUAAUUUGUCUUGAGAAUUGUUUUGUGUACAAAAAAAAUGUUAAACUUAUGUUUAGCUAAGUUAUCAAGUGCUAUGUGAAUUAACAUCAUUUUUGCAGAAAAUAAUUUUAGAUUAAUUGACAAUUCUGGUGUGUUGAUUAAUCAAUUACAGAGUUUCGAUUGCAGUCUUAAAUGUUUCAACAUAGAAUCGUUUAUUUCUAGAUAAUACAAAAACAUGGGAAGAAAAAGAAACAGGUCAAAAAAUAAGGCUAAAUUGCUUUUAUCACAAAGUAAUGAUUCUAUUGGUAAUAUCCCUUCUACUUCUAAAGAUACUUCUCCCAAUCAAGAACCAAAUUUAAAACCAAUUCUAGACUCAGAUAUCAAUGUAACACAAACAAAUCCUUCUGUUAGUCCUCUCAAAUCAAUCAUGAAGAGUCAUUCCAAAUUGAAUGUAAACAUGCAAGAUUCAUCUAAACAAGAUGACAGUUCCACAUCAACAUCUCUCACAAAUCCUAUUCAAAAUUUUGAAACAUCUACAGCAAAUAUCAAGUCAAAUUUGAUAAAUAAUUUUUCAAAAUUCCUUUCACAACUUCAAUCUGAAAAUAGCUCUAAAAUGGACAGUAAAGAAGAUAUAGAAAUGAUUCAGCACAGUCAACAACCGGUAACAAAAAAAUUUCUUAAACCCGUUAGAAUUUCACAUAGAGAACUGAACUUCGCUGCCCCGGAAAUGGAAGCAGCAAAUUUAAUUGAUGUGUGGCACAAAUUUGUUUUAUACAAUGUUGAAAAAGAAGAUAAAGUUGCAGUCCUCAAUGCUCUUUUAGAAAUUGCCCAACCAUAUUUUUUAAUACCGGUAAUGUACACCAUGGAAGGGGAUAAUAAAGCGACAUUUCUGACUUUCUGUAGAUACAAUAUAAUUCAGAGAUAUGUUAAUCGCAAAUUAGAAGUUAAAAUUCCAAACAAAACAAGAAAAGUAAAGAUUGAUAUUAUUCUUUCUUUUUUGUCUUUCCAAGAUAUGCCUCUAGAUCCACAAAGUAUAAUAACAAAUUGUAUUAUUGCCAGAUUUGGUAAGGAACCAAUCAAUAGGAAAAGCUUAAACCUCAAGAACUUUUCAAAUGAUAAGAUAUUAGGUUCAGUUUAUUGCCCAUUAGAAAUACCUUUUGUAUUAGAUUAUGUCUUUCGUUUAUCAAAAAUUCUAUCUUCUCCUCAUCCAAUGGCACCAAAUAUAAGAGAGGGCAAGGUUCCAAUAAGAGAUUUAAUAUUAAGUGAUAAUAACUUGGAAAUCUUAGUAUUAAGUGAAAAAGUAUUUGGUGGUAACUUUACCAGAUUAGAUUUGAGGAACAACAAACUUGGUAAUGUUAAUUCACUACGAUCAUUUUCAGAAUAUAAGAUUACAGAAUUGUGGCUUGAUGGUAAUCCUUUAUGUAAUAAUUAUACAAAAAUAAGAGAUUAUAUUGGUACUGUUAAACAAAUAUUUCCAUUUUUACAAAAAUUAGAUGAUCAUGUAAUAGAUAAUGAAUUGAAACUUAUGCCAAUGUUUCAAAAGCAUUUCAUUCACAAUAAUAUGAAAAUAUCUUUAGUUCAACAAUUUUUGGAACAUUUUUUCACAUGCUAUGACCAAAAUGAUAGAAUAUCCCUUAAUGGAUUAUAUGAUAGUGAAGCAAUAUUUUCAAUGACUAUUGGACCUAUCACAGAUAUAAGCAAACAAUUAAUUUUAAAAACUUUUGCCACAAAUAGAAAUUUAAAAAAAUUUGCUGAUUACGCCAAGUGUUCUGAAAUUUUACUAAAAGGACCAGAAAAAAUAAUUGCCAUGCUACGUCAAGAACCAGCUACUUUUCGAAAACUGAAACAUUUAGAUGUUGAUCUUGUAUAUAACACUGAAAAAUGUUUCGCUGUUUGUGUACAGGGACCAUUUUCAUACUUACGAAGUUAUGUAUCACCAUUGUGGUUCAACAGAACUUUGCUUGUAGUAGCCAAAGAAGAUAAUGAAUUUUGCAUUGCAAAUGAUCACUAUCAUAUAGAUAAUCUUCCUGCUAGUUAUAAUGACAUAGAUUUAAGUGAAUUAACAUUGGCUACAGAGAAAUCAAUACCAACUUUUAAUCCAACGCCAUUUAGUGCUUCCGAAAAAGAACAACUCCUGUCUCUGAUGCAAGAAUUAACAUCUGUCAAUAAACAAUAUGCUGAAAAAUGUUUAAUAGAAGCUAACUGGGAAAUUCGAAAAGCUGUUGAUUCAUUUUUAAAAUCAUAUGUAGACAAUCAAAUACCAAUGGAAGCUUUCAAAAAGAGAGUUUGGAGAGAUGAAAUCAGAUAAAUUUUAAUUUAUUAUGAAAAUGUUUUAGUUAUAUUUGUAAUAAAAAUCAUUUUAGUACACAUUGACUAUGUAGUAUUUGCAAAGAAAUAAAAAACAUUGAUAAACA
Messenger RNA from Trichogramma pretiosum, 2425 nucleotides. Its product is annotated as nuclear RNA export factor 1-like. Gene Ontology annotation, biological process: poly(A)+ mRNA export from nucleus. Gene Ontology annotation, molecular function: protein binding; RNA binding. The coding region runs from base 247 to 2319 and encodes 690 amino acids. Gene Ontology annotation, cellular component: nucleus. The record is from RefSeq and is a predicted model, not a curated record. The transcript has a single exon. Lineage: Eukaryota; Metazoa; Arthropoda; Insecta; Hymenoptera; Trichogrammatidae.